GCCGCUCCUCUGCCUGCCAUCCAGCCAACCCCUGCGGUGCGACCUCAACCUGCUGUCCUCCCAGCCCCCGAAGUCGCUGCCCAGCCCGAGAUUGCUCCUCAGCCGGCCGUGAACUCGGCCCCGACCGUGGCCCGAAGCCCCGAAGUCGCCGCAGCUCCGUCCGCGGGUCCUAUCCCGCUCCCGGCUUCCCGCCCUGAAGCCGCUGCUCUUCCUAUCAUCACAUUGGCCCCCAUCGUGGUCAAGGCUCUAGUCGCUGCUCUCGCCCCGACUGUUGCAGAGGCUCCCAAGUCUGCCCCUGUCCCUUCAGCUGGUCGCUUGCCCUCGACCCGCAGCGCCCCC
This is a messenger RNA of Fusarium vanettenii 77-13-4, 339 nucleotides long. RefSeq lists its product as uncharacterized. The record is from RefSeq and is a predicted model, not a curated record. Lineage: Eukaryota; Fungi; Ascomycota; Sordariomycetes; Hypocreales; Nectriaceae. The annotation marks the transcript as partial. The transcript has a single exon.